This is a messenger RNA of Sorex araneus (European shrew), 4705 nucleotides long. It is a transcript of the gene ARL10, whose product is annotated as ADP ribosylation factor like GTPase 10. Gene Ontology annotation, molecular function: GTPase activity; GTP binding. The transcript has 4 exons. Bases 99 to 833 code for a protein of 244 amino acids. NCBI's taxonomy places the organism in Eukaryota, Metazoa, Chordata, Mammalia, Eulipotyphla, Soricidae. The record is from RefSeq and is a predicted model, not a curated record.
UGGGUGGGCGCGGCAGUCGGCGCGGCGGGGCCAUCUUCAGCGGCCGGGCUUGGCCAGCGCUGCCCGGCCCCGCGCCCCGCGCCCCGCGCCCCGCUCCGAUGGCGCCGCGGCCGCUCGGCCCCUUGGUGCUGGCGCUGGGCGGCGCCGCGGCCGUGCUGGGCUCGGUGCUCUUCGUCCUCUGGAGGGCCUAUCGCGCCCGCGGACGGGAGCGCCGCUGCGACGGCGCCGAGGCCUGGUGGGGCGCCGAGCCCGGCCGCCUCCCCGAGUGGGACGAGUGGGACCCCGAGGACGAGGAGGACGAGGAGCCGGCGCUGGAAGAACUGGAGCAACGCGAGGUGCUGGUGCUGGGGCUGGACGGUUCGGGCAAGACCACGUUCCUGCGCGUGCUGGCCGGGAAACCCCCGCUGGAAGGCCACGUCCCCACCUGGGGGUUCAACUCCGUGCGGCUGCCCACCAAGGACUUCGAGGUGGACCUUCUAGAGAUCGGUGGCAGCGAGAGCCUGCGCUUCUACUGGAAGGAGUUUGUGAACGAGGUGGACGUGCUGGUGUUCGUGGUGGACUCGGCCGAUCGCCCGCGGCUUCCCUGGGCCCGGCAGGAGCUUCACAGGCUGCUGGACAAGGACCCCGACCUGCCCGUGGUCGUGGUGGCUAACAAGCAGGACCUGAGCGAGGCGGUGAGUAUGGUGCAGCUGCAGCAGGAACUGGGCCUGCAGACCCUCGACAGCCAGCGCGAGGUCUUCCUGCUCGCCGCCAGCGUGGCCCCCGAGGGGCCCGGCUUCGAGAACCCUGGCACUGUGCACAUCUGGCGGCUGCUGCUGGAGCUGCUCUCCUAGGCUGCAGCCAACGGGGAGGGGGGGGGAGCUGGAGCCACCACCGCCAGGCAAAGCCUCUCCGGGAGUCGGCUUUGCACGCAGAGCAGGUGUGGUGGUGCAAGGGCGCUGCCUCAUUUCCAGGCUGGCACUGGAUCCAGCGUUCACCACAGGCUGCCGCCUCCCAGGUGAGCUGUGCGGCGAGCGCCCCCUGCAGGUCGGGGUCGGAACCGCGCUCUCAGACUGCCCCCUACUGGCGACUUGGUGCCCUGCGCCUUCCCACCUGGAUCUGACGUCUCUCUUGCUGCACUGCCUUUCUGGCCUCACCUUGCCGCUGUGCGGGGCCACGACUGUCAUGUUUUCCCACACUGGAGCUGCAGUUCCCAGCCCCAAAGAUCUUAACUGCUGGGACCACCCCAAGAGAUGGGGACGGGAGCUCCGUGAAGAAGUGCCACUAGGGGCUGGAGUGAUAGCACAGCGGGUAGAGCGUUUGCCUUGCACACGGCUCACCCGGGUUCGAUUCCCAGCAUCCCAUAUGGAUCCCCGAGCACCGCCAGGAGCGAUUCCUGACUGCAGAGCCAGGAGUAAGCCUUGUGCAUCGCGGGGUGUGAUCCAAAAAGCAAAAAUAGUGCCACUAGCCCCCGAACCUGGCUUCGCAGCUCCAGAAUUGAUUCACCCCCUCAUCAGAAAGGCCCACGCUGCCUGGCCAGGACCAGACUGGGCCGGUGUUCACCUUGGGGAAGCAGGGAGCCCAGGUACCCAAGAAGAUCACCACCCCGGGGGGUGUGAGAUGGUUUGGAACUUUUUCUUUCAUUCAUCCAAGAACAGGCAUUUGCAGGUCAACAUCUAAAUCCCAGAACACUGAGACUGUCAGGACAUUCCGACGCCAAACAUGGCCUGUGAAGGGCACUAGCUGGCACCCCAAAGAGUAACGCGCUCACCCAGCUCUCUCUACGGGCCCCGGCCCCGGGUGCAGGGAAUUCUGAGCCUUCACCUGGAACCAGCUGGACCUGAUGCCGUCUCUCUACCAAUCCCAUUCCGAGAGAAUGGCUGCCCAGGGAAGAUCCCCCCUCGGUGUUGGAACUGGAUCAACUGAUGGGGCAGCCUGGGCCCAUCCCCCUCAGCGCCAACAUAAUGGGAUGGGAUCUCUGGGUCCCCUUGAGCCUUUCAUCUAUCCCCCCCUCCCCAAAGUUUAUUACUGUAUCUACUUAUUUAUUUGGAAAGAUCUUCCCACCCACCCACUUUGGGCUUUCAUCAAAUGAAAACCGGGGGUGGGGGGAUUGAACAAAUAGACACACCCGGUGGUGCUCAGGGAUCACUCCUGGUGGAGUUCGGGGGACCCUAUGGAAUGUCGGAUAUUAAACCUGGGUCGGCCCCAUGCAAGGCAAGGCCCCCACCCCCGGUGUUCAUUUGAUGAUGCCAGGGGUGGAUCUUGAAAACUUCUCCCAAGGCAUUCUGGGCCUGGAGUCAGUUCCCCAGUCGCGGGGUCCCUAGACAUGUUGGGGCCAUAGACCGGGGCCUUCUUGGAACUCCUGAGCUCUCCACAGGAAGGAGGAAUCUUUUUUUUUUUUUGGUUUGCUUUUGACUCUUCAGUCAAAAUGAGGUAUCCAGGGGCUGGAGCGAUAGCACAGCGGGGAGGGUGUUUGCCUUGCACGCGGCCAACCCGGGUUCGAUUCCCAGCAUCCCAUAGGGUCCCCCUCCCCCCGGAGCACUGCCAGGAGUAAUUCCUGAGUGCAGAGCCAGGAAUAACCCCUGUGCAUCACCGGGUGUGACCCAAAAAGAAAAAAAAAAUAUGAUUCAGAUGGCUGAACUUGGCUGCCACCUUUUCUCCUUAAGCCCUAAGAAGUUCCAGAAACUUCUUUGGUUCCUGGGUAUGAGAGACAGUAUAGUGGGGAAACUGUCUGCCUUGCAAGUGGCUGACCCAGGCUCAGUCCCAGGCACCCCUUAGGAGCCCUUGGAGCCACUCCUUGUGACCUCUUGAGCCCACAGCCAGGAGUCUAUUCAGGGUGCCAACAGUGUGGCCUCAAAACCAAAAAGUCAAAAGAAACUUCUUUGGUUUCUGUGUUUUGGGCUCCCAGCUGAUGCUUGGGGGAACCGUGAUAUUGGGGAUCAGACCUGACUGUUGAGGUGCCCCCGGCCCCAGAGUCCUGCCUUCUUGUUCUCCGGUGCUGACUUUGUCAACCAACCAAGAGGAUGGGAGACGAGAAUGUAAGCCUGCUCAGAAGCAAUGGUUCCAGGGGGUCCCCCACCCCGGCACGCUUCCCAGCCUGGGACCCCACAUGGGGCAGCCCAAAGGUCCAGUGACCUUUUCCAGUUGCCUGGAACAGGGGUUCAGGAGCCCAGCAGCACCUCUGCACUUCCGUUCCAGCCUUAGGACUGGAAAUGGGGGUUCUUCUCUGAGCGAGGCCCCUGAGCUCACCUCCCUGUCACCCAGGGCUUCCGAGGAUGGCCAUGACCUUGACACUAGUGAUAGUCCUUCCAGAAUCGGCAACUACUGUCUCCCCCCUUCUUCCGGUCCUGGGAGAGGCCAAGACAACCCACAUUGUGGGCGUGUGGAUGGAGCAGGCACGAGUGUUUCGGGGGGCUGGAGUGAUUGCACAGCGGGGAGGGCGUUUGCCUUGCAUGCGGCCGACCCGGGUUCAAUUCCCAGCAUCCUAUAGGGUCCCCCAAGCACCGCCAGGAGUGAUUCUUGAGUGCAGAGCCAGGAGUCACCCCUGAGCAUCGCCGGGUGUGACCCAAAAAGCAAAAAAAUAAAAAAGCGUUUUGGGAGGCCACUGGCCACCCCGUGCCUUCUUCAGCUGGCUCCAAGCAGGGCUGGCUCAGUCCAGCCCCCAAAGGUGCUUAAGAAAAUCUCAACUCCAUGCACUGGAGCAAUGCACAGAAAGGAGGGGCACUUGCUUUGCACUCGACCAACCCGGGUUCGAUCCCCGAAGCACCAGCAGGAGGAAUUCCUGAGCACAGCCGGGUGUAGCCCAAAAGCCAAAACAGAAAAAGAAUCUCAACUCCAAGGUGCUGCCGAGAAACACCAGCUGUUCCCCCAAAUGUUACUCCCCACCUUUGUCAAACUGCCGUCCGCCCAGGAGCCCUGUUCUCAGAACUGGGGGCCUUUGGGGGACAAGCCCACCAAGGAUCUGGAAGGAGAGGGGAGUGGGGGCGGCUGUAGCCGUGGGAGCGGCUCCCUGACACGGAGCGUGGGCAGCUCCUUAGGCCACAAAUAAACAAAUGAACUGGCUGUGGUGUCGCUGUGUGGGGUGUCGGGUGUGGCUGGAGUGGGUGCUCCCAGAACACCCCGGACCACAAAUGUGGUCAGCCCCACAGCCCAGGGCGGAGGGGAGAGGUGGGGUCAGUGCAGGGAAGGUGUGAGGAGCGGUCGGAGCCCUAGUCCAGUGGGGAGGGUGCCGGCCUUGCACGUGGGCGACCUGGGUUCGAUCCCUGGCUUUCUCUGAGCACUGCCAGGUGUGGCUUUACAAAGAAAAGAGUGGGGGACUGGAGCAAUAGCACAGCGGGUAGGGCGUUUGCCUUGCACGCGGUUCGAAUCCCAGCAUCCUAUAUGGUCCCCCGAGCACCGCCAGGAGUAAUUCUUGAGUGCAUGAGCCAGGAGUAACCCCUGUGCAUAGCCAGGUGUGACCACAAAAAAAAAAAAAGAAAGAAAAGAAAAGAGUGGGCUGGAGCAAGAGCACAGUGGGGAGGGUGCUUGCCUUGCAUGUGGCCAACCUGGGUUCAAUGCCUGGCAUCCCAUAGGGUUUCCUGGGCAACAACGAACAGGAGUAAUCCUGAGUGCAGAAACAGGAGUAACCCCUGGGCACUGCCAGGGGUGGCCCAAAAAGACAAUAAAUAAAAUAAAUUUUAAAAAAAGGCAAGAGAAGCAGCUCCAGGGGCUUAUUAUUAAUUUUUUU